Aspergillus saccharolyticus JOP 1030-1 is the source of this 674-nucleotide messenger RNA. RefSeq lists its product as uncharacterized. The transcript has a single exon. Lineage: Eukaryota; Fungi; Ascomycota; Eurotiomycetes; Eurotiales; Aspergillaceae. The record is from RefSeq and is a predicted model, not a curated record. The coding region runs from base 13 to 444 and encodes 143 amino acids.
UUCCUCGCCGCGAUGACCGGGAUGGUCGAAUGUACGACGAUCACUCGCCGUCCCGAUCGCGCUCGCCUGGCGGUAUUACGCUCCUCCCCGCACGAGUAUAGCAUGGGCGAAGCUCCGGACACGGUAAUAACUGACUCACUUUGCCAUGAGAAGAUCUACCCCUCUCUCCUUCGCGGGGCUCCGCCGCUGAAAGAAGGGGGGAUUACCCCAGAGACCGACCCAACUCUGGACCCCGUUACCGCAGUCGGGACCGAGAUGACUACCGACGGCGCUCCUCUCGCUCACCUCCACCCCGGCGCGGCCGACCAGCCUACAGAGACCGAGACCGCGAGGGCUAUCGCUCCCCCGCAUACGGCAGCCGCAGUCGAAGCUACAGUCGCAGUCGCAGCCGCAGCCCCCGGCGCAGCCGGCAUUCGCAUCACGGGCAAGAAAGUCGCGAGGUGAUGAUGGAUGGGUUACCGGUGGAUAUGGUGGAAGAAGACGUUCGACAACUCCUUCCCCCUGCACGUUUGAGUUUCUGGAGCUCUGGCGUGGUGCUCCUUGGAAUCCCGUUUUUGAAUGGCAAGAAGCUGAGAUGUCUGGUCGAUGUGUGGAACAGAUUUCGAAUGAGUUGAAAGAAUACUACAACGUUGAGGGCCUGGACGACGUUCGGGUGAUACGCGACCGGCAAACGA